UUGCCGAAGUACUUUCACUUACCUCGCUGCGUCGGUUAAAAUAGUGGACUGCAUCAGAGCGCCUCGUAAUAUCGGAAACUACAAGUGCCUUUUUUUUCUUUACCGGGGCAGACAUGACACGGCUGAAGAUACUUUAUAUCAUUGGGACGCUGCUGAUAAUACAAAGCGUCGCCAUUAUAAGAGUUCCUCUUUAUAAAACCAGAAGCCUGCGCCGCCUGAUGAGCGACAAUGGGAUGUCUCUGGAGCAACUUCGAGCUUUGGCGAAGAGCAGUGGAGAAGCAGACGGCUAUCCCUCCCCGAAACUGCCUGUGGAGAGGCUGACCAACUUCAUGGAUGCUCAGUACUAUGGGCUGAUCAGCAUCGGCACCCCUCCGCAGGAUUUCACCGUGCUGUUUGACACCGGCUCCUCCAACCUGUGGGUUCCCUCCAUUCACUGUUCCUUCCUGGAUAUAGCCUGCUGGCUUCACCAUCGUUACAACUCGAAGAAGUCAAGCACAUAUGUUCAGAACGGCACAAAGUUCUCCAUCCAGUACGGCAGAGGCAGCCUGUCUGGCUUCAUCAGCGGGGACACUGUAACUGUCGCAGGUCUGCCUAUUCCUGGGCAACAGUUUGCUGAAGCAGUGAAGCAGCCUGGCAUUACGUUUGCUGUUGCGCGGUUCGAUGGGGUCUUGGGCAUGGCCUACCCCUCCAUAUCAGUGGCUAAUGUCGUCCCGGUGUUUGACACAGCCAUGGCUGCCAAGCUGCUGCCUGAGAACAUCUUCUCAUUCUACAUAAGCAGAGACCCAAAAGCAACAGUGGGAGGAGAGCUGAUACUGGGUGGGACAGAUCCACAGUACUACACCGGAGACGUGCACUAUGUUAAUGUAACUCGCAAGGCCUACUGGCAGAUUAAGAUGGAUGGAGUUGAAGUUGGCAACCAGCUGACUCUUUGCAAAGCCGGUUGCCAGGCUAUUGUUGACACGGGAACAUCCCUAAUUGUAGGUCCUCGAGAGGAAGUCAGAGCUCUGCAGAAAGCCAUCGGAGCUCUGCCCCUGCUGAUGGGAGAGUACUUCAUUGACUGUAAGAAAAUUCCAUCUCUCCCUGUCAUCUCCCUCAAUAUUGGAGGGAAGAAGCUCAACUUAACUGGAGAGGAUUAUAUCAUGAAGGAGACUCUGAUGGGCACAUCAAUCUGUCUGUCCGGCUUCAUGGCCAUGGAUAUCCCACCUCCUGUAGGGCCCCUGUGGAUCCUUGGAGAUGUUCUCAUUGGGAAGUACUACACUGUGUUUGACAGGAAUGCUGAUCGUGUGGGGUUUGCCCCUUCCAAGUAGUUGCACAACGCUGCAUGUAUGAAAUAAGUUUCACUGCUUGUUUCUAGUGGUAAUUUGGCUUUAAAGAUGACAAAGUAAGCCAGUCAUCAUGGUUGUAGUGUAUCACUGAAAGGCCUGGCUUGCCACAGUAAUAUCUCACAUCUGCUUAGAACAAUGAUGUGGUUUCCAGUGAGUAAGUGUGGAUGCUACAUUAGUAACCUUUUCCACAUAUUUAGCAUGGAGAGCAGAUGUGUUCUGCCACUGAACAAAGGGACUGCUUCAGUUUCUUGCACUUGUUUGUGAAGCAGCUUUUGAUUUUUGAGCUUUAACAUGGCUUCUUUGAUAUGGCAGAAUUCAAUCAGAACUAUGCAUUUUGAUAUUUUUGUGCUGUUUAAUUUUUGUAAUUAAGAUGCUUUAGGGGAACAAAUGCACCACAAAAUGUUGAAUGUUAUUUUGUUUCAUUCCUAGCAACUGAACCACGCUUUUGUAUACUGAACAUAUCUCAGGAUGUUUCUUUUAACAUGCCUAUGUGAAUUUUAUUACCAAAUCUCACUGAAUAAAACAUAAUGUUAAUCAACUUUUA
This is a messenger RNA of Lates calcarifer (barramundi perch), 1869 nucleotides long. It is a transcript of the gene napsa, whose product is annotated as napsin A aspartic peptidase. Gene Ontology annotation, biological process: proteolysis. The record is from RefSeq and is a predicted model, not a curated record. Gene Ontology annotation, molecular function: aspartic-type endopeptidase activity. Gene Ontology annotation, cellular component: lysosome. Lineage: Eukaryota; Metazoa; Chordata; Actinopteri; Centropomidae.